Tarenaya hassleriana is the source of this 4168-nucleotide messenger RNA. RefSeq names its product pentatricopeptide repeat-containing protein At4g21300. The transcript is spliced from 6 exons. Gene Ontology annotation, biological process: RNA modification. The record is from RefSeq and is a predicted model, not a curated record. NCBI's taxonomy places the organism in Eukaryota, Viridiplantae, Streptophyta, Magnoliopsida, Brassicales, Cleomaceae. Gene Ontology annotation, molecular function: RNA binding; protein binding. The coding region runs from base 353 to 3154 and encodes 933 amino acids.
AAUCUAUAAGAGUUGUCUACCAUUUUUUAUUUGAAAAGUGAUCAUCUAAUUCAUAUAGCGAAUUGAUCAAAUGACAAACGAAGUCGAGGUUAUGGAAUUCAUAUGGAUCGAAGGACACGUGUCCAUAAAUAUCAUAAUAAUGAUUUAACAUAGAUUUUCUUAUAAAUAUUUUAAUUUAUAUAUAUAUUUUUUUAAAAAAUAGAUGAUGAGUUAUAAUUUGUAAAAGUACCGAUCUUUCAAUAAAUAUCAUAAUUAAUAGAAUAAUACGUGUUUUUGUGUGAUUUGGUUUUAUGAACAAUAUUAUUAUUCUAUAUAGACUAUUUGAAUUGGGUGGGCUUUGACUGCGCGGCCCAUGUUCCAGUUUUCCAUUCACCUAUGGGCUCAUACUUCACCGAGCUUCGUCGUCUCCAGCCGGGUAAUCUUCUGCCCUAAUAACCUACCACCGUUUCGCCGUCCGUCUCCGGCAAAGUUCGCCGUCUCCGGCGAUCAAUGUUUUGAUCUUCAGGAAAUAGAGUGCAAAUUCGCGCAUUCCGGGCAACGAGACCGCCAAUUAUUCGAAUAUCUCAUCGUUUUGGAACAGAUUAUGCUCAUUGAUGGCUCGCUUGUGACGAAAUGCCUCCAGAUGAACCUCUCUUUGGUUUUCAAUCGUUUUCCAUUGGUCAUGGUACGAUGCAAGUCGUUUUCUACGUCGGCCCGCAAGCUUUUUCCCGAGUCUCUUCCCCGUAGACUUGCAUCGUUUUUGCAGGCUUGCUCCGAUUCGACUUUGCUUGGGCAAGGUAAGCAAGUUCACGCUUUUUUAAUCGUGAACAGAAAUGCCGGUGUAAGCUAUAUGGAUGCUAGGAUUUUGGGCAUGUAUGCUAUGUGUGGUAGCUUUGAGGAUGCCGGUAAAUUGUUUUAUAGCCUUGAUUUACGGCAUUGCAUGGCCUGGAAUUCGAUUAUGAGCAGCUUCGUGCGAAUGGGUUUCUUUAAUCAUGCCUUGUCAUUUUACUUCAAGAUGCUAAGUUAUGAAGUUUGUCCUGACGAAUCCACUUUUCCUUGUCUCAUCAAGGCUUGUAUUGCUUUGAAUAAUGUCAGAGGGGUUGGGUUUCUUCACCAUUCGGCUUCGUCUCUUGGCAUGGAUAGUAAUGCGUUUGUUGCCAGUUCUUUGAUCAAAGCCUACACUGACUACGGUCAGAUUGGUGAAGCGAGUAAGUUGUUUGACAAAGUUCAUCAAAAAGAUUGUGUCAUAUGGAACGUGAUGCUUAAAGCCUAUGCACAAUGCGGAGCCUCGGAUAAGGUUAUAGAUGGGUUUGGUGCUAUGAGGAUGACAGAAAUUAAGCCCAAUGCUGUUACCUUUGAUCAUAUCUUAUCUGUUUGUGCCUCAAAGUCAUUAAUUGGUCUUGGUGUUCAACUUCAUGGUGUAAUGGUCGUUUCUGGGUUGGAUUUUGAUGUCUCUGUCAACAACUCACUUUUAUCCAUGUAUUCCAAAUGCAGGCAGUUUGCUGAUGCAUCUAAGUUGUUCCGGUUGAUGUCUCGAGCUGAUAUAGUUACCUGGAAUUGUAUGAUCUCUGGCUAUGUUCAAAAUGGAUUAAUGGAAGAAAGUUUAUUUCUGUUCCAUGAGAUGGUGUCAUCGGGUGUCUUACCCGAUGCAAUCACUUUGUCGAGCUUUCUUCCAUCAGUUGCUGAGUUUGGAAAGAUGGAGCACUGCAGAGAAAUACAUGGUUAUAUUCUGAGACAUGGCAUACUGCUGGAUAUUUUCUUGAUAAGUGCUCUUAUCGAUGCCUAUUUUAAGUGUAAGGGUAUUGAGAUGGCACGAAAGAUUUUCAGGCAAUGCACUUCAGUCGAUAUUGUAGUAUGUACAACAAUGAUUUCUGGGUAUUUGCAUAAUGGCAUGAAUGCCGAUGCUUUAGAGAUGUUCCGAUGGUUGUUUACAGAAAAAAUGAGUCCAAAUGAUAUAACCUUGGUGACUAUUUUGCCAGUUAUUGCUGGCCUGUUGGCCUUGAAUUUGGGGAGCGAACUUCAUGCUUACAUCAUCAAGGAGGGUUCUAAUGGGAGGUGCAAUGUUGGUUGUGCUCUGAUGGACAUGUAUGCUAAAUGUGGAAGAAUGGAUAUUGCUUAUGAGAUUUUCAGGAGAAUGCCCGAGAGAGAUAGCGUUUGUUGGAACUCUAUGAUCACCCGUUAUGCACAGAGUGACAAUCCACGUGAGGCGAUAGAUAUUUUUCGUGAGAUGGGGUUGUCAGGAGCCAAGUACGACUAUGUUAGUAUUUCAGCCGCUCUCUCUACUUGUGCUAAUUUGCCUGCACAACAUCAUGGAAAAGAGAUUCAUGGUUUCAUUACGAAACAUCAAAUUGCUGAUGUUCAUGCCGAGAGUGCCUUGAUAGACAUGUAUGCUAAGUGUGGAAACCUUGAUUCUGCUAGACACGUGUUUGAGAUGAUGAGAGAAAAGAACGAAGUUUCGUGGAAUAGCAUCAUUGCUGCGUAUGGAAACCACGGGUUGCUAAAAGAUGCCCUCUUUCUAUUCCAUAAAAUGGUUGAGAAUGGAAUUCAGCCUGAUCAAAUCACUUUUCUGGCAAUAAUAUCUGCAUGUGGUCAUGUCGGAGCUGUUGAUGAAGGAGUUCAUUACUUCGAAUCUAUGACGGAGGGUUAUGGAAUCCCUGCUCAGAUGGAGCAUUAUGCAUGUAUGGUGGACUUGUUUGGACGAGCUGGUCGUUUGAAUGAAGCCUUUGAAACCAUAAAAAGCAUGCCAUUUCCGGCAGAUGCAGGAGUUUGGGGGACACUGCUUGGAGCUUGCAGAGUUCACAGAAAUGUCGAGCUUGCCAAAGUUGCUUCGAGUAAUCUAUUGGAUUUGGAUCCACAGAACUCGGGUUACUAUGUUUUGCUCUCAAAUACUCAUGCCGAUGCUGGGCACUGGGAAAACGUGCUUAGUGUAAGAAACUUGAUGAAAGAGAGAGGAGUACGAAAAAUACCCGGUUGUAGUUGGAUUGAAGUCAACAAAACAACUCAUGCAUUUGUUGCAGCUGAAGGAAGUCACCCACAGUCUGGGCAGGUCUACUCCUUGCUGAAGUUGCUUCUCGAGGAGUUGAAGAGAGAAGGCUAUAUUCCACAGCCUUACCUUCCAAUGCACCCACAGACGUUGAGAGUGUCUGCCCAUCGUCUCUCCUGUCCCGAUAGCUAAAUUUCACCACCACAGAAUGUAGCAAAAAAGAUCCUUGGACAUUCGUGGUUGCAAACAGAUUUAUGCUUGUUGUCAGGAGAGUCCAGGACUGUUUGAACUCUGAAUCACUAAAGAAUUUAUGCUCAAGUUACAGGAAUCUCUUCAGGUGCCGCAUUCUCAUAUUGUACUCCAUUGAUUCUCUUCUAAGGGUGCAGUACUCUGCUGAAUCGAUCUGGACAACUGACGUCUGAUUAGGACCUAAACCUGUUCUCACUUCUCAUAAAGGAGGUGGUGUUGUCAAUCUGAUGAUGGAUAAUUGAAAUCAGUUUUUUGGUGAUGAUUUCGAGAAGGAUCCGGUCUCCAUAUUGCGAUGUCUGGUCAAGGCUUCUUCCUACUCCCAUCUUCUCAUAAGACGGUGUCUCUCCCGGAAGGAACAAACGGACAUCAAAGAUCAGGUUGAAAUCAAUAAAAGCAGAGUCAUGCUUGAUUGCAGCGUGGAGAAAACCCUAUGGCCAGGGAGGAGGCGCAACAUACAAAAUUGCCAGUCCCUUCUUUACAUAUCCAUUUAAUAAACGUGAAAUAGUACGUUUGCGGUUUGACGACGCUGACGCUGACGCUGACGCUGACGCAAUAAUCAAUUUCUCACACAUCCAAACGCAACUUGAAAAACGGAGGUUCUAUGGCGUUUGCGUUGCGACAGCUGCGGCAAAUGAGCGUUUUUGCCACCGCAGCUGUUGCAAAUCUUCAUCAAGACAAUCCGUACGAAACUAAUAAAAAUGGGCCUACGUUUAAGCCCAUUGUGGUAUUGUAGCUGUUGAGGGCCCACAGGCCUAAACCCAGAGUCCUAGUCAUCCUAGUGUAGUAGAUAACGUGUAUAUAAUAUAUAUAAGGGAAAAUGAGAUUUUCCUACACCAACUUGGCAAAAUGUAAUCUUUUCCUGCAUGAAUUUUUAAUUUGAUAAAAAACUACACCAAAUUAUCAAAUGUACCAAAUUAAUACACGAACUAUCCAAUUUAACUGCAAUUUCCUACACAA